AUAAACCCAUAGAUGAUCUUAUCAUCCCAAAUUCCUAUUUUAUUAAUCUUCAAAACAGUAUAGAUUAUAAUCAUGUUUUUGAUUGUUUGUCGAUAUAUGUAAGGAUCAAGUGAGAUAAGGAAGGUAAAAGAGAAAAAGGAGAUGCACAUCCGGUCUCGUCAGAUCAUGGACAAACUACUUAAACGUGCUAAAAGCUAUUACGAGCAAGAAGAGAAGCUCAAUAAGUGGCUUUCACAGUACCAUGAGGACAAGGCAACAAGCAACGGAAAUAGCUCCUGUCAUUCAGAGUAUGAGUACUUCAGAAGAGGCCACGGUCCCUCGACGCCAAUACUGAUUGCAGCAAGUAAUGGCAUUGUGGAAAUGGUAGAGAAAACCCUUCAAGAUCUUCCCCUGACCAUUCAUGACAGGGACUUCAAACGGAAGAACAUAGUGCUAUUGGCAGUGGAGAACAGGCAGUCGCAUCUAUAUGACUUCUUGCUCAAGAGUUCUCAUCUUCGUGAUGAAGACCUUGCACUUCAUGCAGUGGAUGAAGACGGGAAUAGCGCAUUGCAUCUAGCUGCCGAGUUAAAAAAUUAUGAAAGCUGGCUUAUCCCCUCCAGCACGUUGCCAAUGCAUUGGGAAGUCAUAUGGUAUGAGGUAUGCAAAAUUGACUUCUUAAUUUGUUGUUUGAAUUUUUCUCAUGGUGUUACAUUUGAGCUAUUAAUUGUAAAUACAGUAACUUGGGGUUAUGUACUUGGGAUUAUUGCAGUAUGUGAAGAAAUCCUUGCGACUGAAUGUCUCUGCCAGUUCUAAUAGGAUUCAAAAGACCCCUGAUCAGAUAUUCACAGAAACACAUAAAAGAACCCUUAGAAAAAAGCAAAGAAUGGCUCAACAGCACAUGCAAUUCCUGCUCUUUCACUGCAGCUCUAAUAGCAACGGCUGGUUUGCACUAAAUGCUCAAACUAUUCUUGGUUUGAAACUUACUAUUAUAUUUAUUUGCUGUGAUUUGUUUUUAUUUUUGAAU
Molecule: messenger RNA, 1003 nt
Organism: Vitis vinifera (wine grape)
Lineage: Eukaryota; Viridiplantae; Streptophyta; Magnoliopsida; Vitales; Vitaceae
Exons: 2
Coding region: 142-792 (216 amino acids)
Source: RefSeq, a predicted model, not a curated record